CCGUGGUAUUUGUCGGACUUUGUGGAUUUCUUCGGUGGUCGGUUAUCGCAAUCGUUAGCCGCUACCAUAUUCUUAUUCUUUGCCAAUAUAACCUCCAUAAUCACAUUUGGAGCUGUAAUGGAACGACUUUUACAUCAUCAGAUGGCGUCAAUUGAAGCCAUUCUGAGUGGAGGAAUUUCUGGAAUGAUAUUCGCAUUGUUUGCCGGUCAACCGCUCAAUAUUCUUUCAGCUACGGGUCCUACACUGGUUUUUGAGAAUAUAUUGUUUGAUUUUUGCAUCGGGAAUGGCUGGGAAUUCUUGCCAUUUCGAUGUUGGGUUGGAAUAUGGAUAGCAGUUUUUUUGAUUAUACUUACGGCUACAGAUAUGUCCGCUCUCGUCGGUCUCAUCUCUAGGUUUGUGGGCUAA
Messenger RNA from Strongylus vulgaris, 405 nucleotides. The record is from the annotation of a GenBank genome assembly. Lineage: Eukaryota; Metazoa; Nematoda; Chromadorea; Rhabditida; Strongylidae.